UAAUCAUUAGUGCAACGUUGGAGGGUAUACCACAAUUCCUACCAUAUGCGAUGCGGAACAAAACUGACCUCCAUUCCGGUGCGAUCCAUACUGAUGCGAGGUUUUCCAGGCCCACCCUGGACUUUGGGAAGUUGGCACCAGAUUCUAAUUGGACAUUCAGCGAAGAAGCCUUUGCGAAAGUUAGAAGUGCUACAAUGAGACUACAUCCGGACACUCAUACAACGAAGUUGCUGUUAGGAAAACUGCCCAACCAGACAGUCGGUGAGUUUGGCCACUACAACACGUGUGCUGUCGUGGCCAAUAGCGGCAUCCUUCUCGGAAGCACAUGUGGUGGCGAGAUUGAUUCCAAGGAUUACGUCAUACGAAUGGAUUUACCUUUGAUAAGAGGGUUCGAACAAGACGUCGGCAGCAGGACGAAUAUGACAUUGUUGAACUCCAGCACGCCGAAACGAAUCAAGCAGUCUUCACACUUAAAAGAUAGAAGUCAAGACGUAUACGAGAAUCGCCUAAGGAACAUUGAAGGCACUGUGCUAGUGGGAGGCAUGCGUUCGAAAAGCGCAAUCCGGACGGUGGUGCAAUUGUACAAACUUUCAUUUCUUCUACUUACUACCCGAAAAAGCCAAAAGUCAGGGCUCAACAAGCUUGCGACAAAGUUAGGAAACAAGAAAUUUGGUGGAAAUCCUACUCUGGGCCUGGUGACCGUUCUGAUGAUGACAACAUUCUGUGACCACCCUUACUUGUACGGCUUCUUCCCAUUCCAAAAAGAUGCGAAGAAUACAUCUAUCCCUUAUCACUACUACCCGGGAGACUACAUUAAACCUACCAUACAGAAUGAGGGGGGCCAUCAUCACAUGGCACGAGAAUACGACUUUUUUAGGGGUCUACACAAGCAGGGGGUGCUGAAGAUGCAAGUCGGUCCAUGUAUGAAGAGGAGAUGACCUUGCACGGCCGUAGUACACACCUAUGCCAUUAGCUUCCAGUCUUGAGUAGCAAGCAAUUCUUCAGUGAGAAUUUGACAGCUAUUCUUUUGUAUUCUGAAAAUUAUCCUUCCCUUGACAAAUGUCAUAGCAACAACAAAACCUUCGGUGCCGAUACAUCGCAUUACCUACAAUAUCAACUGCGACAAGAUAAUAGAUAUCGAUGCUAUUUCAUGACACGAUGUUACUUAUUCCCAAUCCUAAUAGAUUACUGUAAAUGCAGAAACUUUCGUGGUGGUUUCCUUGGCAUGCUGCCGCGAAGUUAAAACCAACGCGAAAUGUCCAUUUUUCCGCUACCGCGAAAUGAAAUCUCCGCGAACUUGUAUACAUUUACAGUAUCUUCUAUUCAAUGAUUUUUCAUCUGGCCGUUGUAUGUUCUUGAAUAUAUGUACGGUCGAUAGUCUAUACAAACGAGUACACAUUUAGUCAAGCAAAUACAGCACAUUACACGAAAAGAUUUGCAUACGCAUUGUCCUUACAACGUUGGUACCUGCACGAAAACGACCAUCUCUAUGAUAAAUGUUACAACCGCAAUUGCUGCAGCUUAUACUCUUCACUAUCCUGUACUCUGAAAUUAAGUUAUGAUUGUCAAAGGAUGUGAGGCAGGAAACGGAGAAUCCGCAUGCAUAUUCAACGACCCUGUUUUAGUUACCUUCGCUUGUAUUACGAGACUUCCACACCUCAUAAAAGUUGCCUAAUAAUGACGACCUGUAAGACUGACGUAUUACAAAUGUUUCUCAAUGAUAAUGCAUAUCUUACGCUGAAAAUCGCAUUACACCUCGAUCUUUGUUUUCCCGACCCCUAACCACUUACAAAGCAUCAUGAAUAUCCAUCCACAAUAUCUCGAAUUAUGCUUUCCACAAACAAACAGAUACACAUGUCAGCUUCGUGACGAAGGCAACGAUGGCUCCGAC
Molecule: messenger RNA, 1891 nt
Organism: Branchiostoma floridae (Florida lancelet)
Lineage: Eukaryota; Metazoa; Chordata; Leptocardii; Amphioxiformes; Branchiostomatidae
Product: alpha-2,8-sialyltransferase 8B-like
Exons: 3
Coding region: 51-938 (295 amino acids)
Biological process (GO): N-glycan processing; oligosaccharide metabolic process
Molecular function (GO): alpha-N-acetylneuraminate alpha-2,8-sialyltransferase activity
Source: RefSeq, a predicted model, not a curated record